GUCACGUGACCUUUAGACAGAUACAUUUCAAUACGCCUUCUGUAAAAUGUACGGGGGUAAUUUCUUGCCUCUACUUUAUUUUCUGACGAUUCCUGCUUCUGUUGUCAUCGGUGACCAGACCUGUGGGUUUACUGGGACAAUGUGAGUACAACGUGGUUGUCGGCCAUUGCGCGAAUGCAUCUAAAACUCGCUCUGCGCGCGACACCGGAUGUUCAUGCUCGGACAUUAACACUAUUGAAGCUGGGGUGGAUGCAUUGUCAUCCACUGCUCACAAGGUACAACGAGACUUCGAAUCUGUAUCCGCAGAAUUAACUAAAGCUAUUGCCGAAUUGCAGGCAAAGAAAGCAGCGCUUCAAACACUUCAAAAUGAUAAGUCUAUUAUGGAAACACAGAUCCAGACUACGGAUUCGUCCUUGAACGAGUCAAAGUUGCGCUUGGAGAAGGAGAGGGAUUUAGGGACAAGGGAGAUAGCCAGACUCCAGUCAGCCUUGUCUUUAACCAGUAAAUCACUAGCUACCUGCAAUACUUCAUUGGUGGCGAUUCAGACACACGGGACCUCCACUUCCUCAGGGGCAGACACCCACUUGAUCUACUGCGGAUUUGAGGAUAGUAGCCUAUGUGGAUUUACACAGGAGAGCAGUUCUGAAAGCUGGAAACGGGGGAGUGGCAGGGUCUCAACCACUACUGGCCCUCUUAGUGACCAUACGUACGGGUCAGUUACAGGACACUACAUGUAUCUGGAUCCAGCGCACGUGGCGAGUUAUUCCAGCACUAAACAUGUUGUCAGAAUGACGUCACCGCUACUGUCGCCAUCUACGGGAUACUGCCUCAGGUUCUGGUACAAUAUGUACGGAACAGACAUCGAGACCCUUAAUGUGUACGCCAAGAUAUUUGGCGGAAGUGGUCUUGGGAACCCAGUGUACACGCACACUGGUCAGGUGGACCGGAAUUGGCACAUGGCGGAGGUCUCCCUUGACUCUGAGUAUACAGUCCAUUCUUUCAACUUUAUGUUUGAAGCCACUACGCAUGCGCACAAAUCGUCCCACUAUACCAGUGGACAUUCUUCCACAACAACAUCCGGGGCAAAUGGAAAUAUCGCUAUUGAUGACGUAUAUAUCUACAACACGUCAUGUCGACAUAACGAUAUGUCCAGUUGUCCAGCCGGGGCACAUAUAUACCAAUCCAACACUUCCUCUAACGCUUGCUAUAUGAUACACGUUGUUCCGGCCACGUGGUACAAUGCCGCCAAAGCCUGUAAAGAAGAAGCCGGAAACGCCCACCUCGUGUCCAUCAACAGUGCUGAAGAGCAGACAUAUCUUUUAGGUAUCAUAAACGCUGACCAAGGACUGAAAGCAAUUGGCCAGAACGGGUUUUACACCAGUGGCAACGAUGAGCGAAUAGAGGGUACUUUCGAAUGGACAGAUCAUGGUUCUCAUUUGCCUGUGACGUAUACAGACUGGCACCAGGGCCAGCCCAACAAUGUCGGGGGUGACCAGGACUGUCUCCUCAUGCAGUACGCCGAUAGUAACUAUGAAUGGGGUGAUGUCGGCUGUAAUGAGAAACACCCCUUCAUAUGUGAGAUCAACCAGUAGAAACCAAGACAAAUUUAUAUUGUGUUUCAUAACCAUAUAUUGUCAUAAUAAAUAAUUCUAUAAUUAGAACACAG
Molecule: messenger RNA, 1666 nt
Organism: Pecten maximus
Lineage: Eukaryota; Metazoa; Mollusca; Bivalvia; Pectinida; Pectinidae
Product: MAM and LDL-receptor class A domain-containing protein 1-like
Exons: 7
Coding region: 381-1592 (403 amino acids)
Biological process (GO): nervous system development
Cellular component (GO): membrane
Source: RefSeq, a predicted model, not a curated record